Zonotrichia albicollis (white-throated sparrow) is the source of this 1599-nucleotide messenger RNA. Lineage: Eukaryota; Metazoa; Chordata; Aves; Passeriformes; Passerellidae. The record is from RefSeq and is a predicted model, not a curated record.
UCCCCCCUCUGACCCCUUUUCCUGCUGUUCCCCCAGGCGGAUCCCUCUGGAUUCAGCUCCGUCCCUGCAGAUCCAGCACCCGCCCAACUCGGGGGGUCCCGAAUUUGGGGGCAAGCCCGGCCCUGUCUCCCCCCCCUUCCUGCCCCAGUGGCCCCUUCAGGAGGAGGAAGAGGAGGAAGAGGAGGAGGAGGAGAAGAAGGAAUGGCGGCGCCGUGGCGGGCGAGUCUCCUGGCCUGCGAGGGGCUCUCGGGCGUCUGCCUCGUCCCCACCGUCGCCAGCAAGAAGAUGAUGCCCAAAUCCGGCGGGAAACCGGACGGGAACCGGGAACGGGGCUCCAGCCCUGACCUCCUGUCCCUCCGCCAGGACCCCGACAAGCCCCGUGCCCGCAAGGACGAUGAUGCUCCUGAGGCCUCCAACCCCAAGAAAUCCAUGAAAAAGAUGGUGGUGAUCGAGCAAAACGGCUCCUUCCAGCUCAAGAACUUCAUCUGCGACCACUGUUUCGGCGCCUUCCGGAGCAGCUACCACCUCAAACGGCACAUCCUCAUCCACACCGGGGAGAAGCCGUUCGAGUGUGACAUGUGCGACAUGCGCUUCAUCCAGAAGUACCACCUGGAGCGGCACAAGCGCGUGCACAGCGGGGAGAAGCCGUACCAGUGCGAGCGCUGCAUGCAGAGCUUCUCCCGCACGGACCGGCUGCUCCGACACAAGCGCAUGUGCCAAGGCUGCCAGACCAAGACCCCGCCCGACUCGCAGCUCCUGCUGUGAAAAUCUGGGAAUGCCGGGAAAUUCAGGGGGUGCGGGAGGGGGGUGUUUCUUCCUGCACCCCCCCACAUCACCAUGCUCUGCCUCACCUGGAUUUCUCACCCCUCUAAGGAUGGGGAAGAAUGCAAGCGCUGCCAGCAUGAAAAAACUUGGAUCGUUCCUGCCCUCCGGCCUAAAAACUUGGAUUAUGAUCCCAAAAAUCCUCCUGGAAUCUUCAAGUGGCCCCCCCGGCCAUCGUUAUAGCCCUGAAUCCACCCCUCCCCCUCUUAGGAAAGACUGGGAACCCCCAAACUGCCUGAAAUCCUGGGAUGCCUGUGCACAGGUAGGAGGGUCCCACUGGGAACAGCAGCAUCAAUCCCUCUCUUCUUUGGGUAAAGGAGGAAAACUGAACAUGUUGGGGGGGGGCUCAGCUUGGGGGGGGUGCACCCCCUUUUUUUUUUGGAAAAUAGGAAAAACAAAGGAAUUGGGCCCCCCCCACCUUGAGCAGCGCAUCCUGUGGGACACUCAGCAGCACUUCCCAUUUCCUCUGGAACUCCUUCACAUUUUGGGGGGGCUUCCCCUACUUCCACAUAGUUUUGGGGUGCUGCCUAUGUCCCCCCAUGCUGGGAGGUCUGCGCCCUAGGUGAGGGCGAGGAAGGGGGGGCAAGGGGACCCCAUUUCUGGGGAAACCCUGCUCCAAGGGAAAGGAAAAGCCCCGGAUCAGGGGCAGGGUGAGGGGGGCAGGAGCAGCCCCCAAAGACCACGAGGUGGGCCCUGCUCUUCCCCCCAUUUUGGGGGGGUCCCUGUCCCCCCAUCACAGACUGCUCCAAGGGGCAAGAGAGAUGAGUUUGCCCCCCC